Messenger RNA from Chroicocephalus ridibundus (black-headed gull), 2172 nucleotides. It is a transcript of the gene PHYH, whose product is annotated as phytanoyl-CoA 2-hydroxylase. The transcript is spliced from 9 exons. Bases 157 to 1182 code for a protein of 341 amino acids. The record is from RefSeq and is a predicted model, not a curated record. Gene Ontology annotation, biological process: fatty acid alpha-oxidation. Gene Ontology annotation, molecular function: phytanoyl-CoA dioxygenase activity. Lineage: Eukaryota; Metazoa; Chordata; Aves; Charadriiformes; Laridae.
UGCCGGCAGCGUUUCUGGGGCCUUUCUGAGCAUGCACGGCUGCUGGCGCAUGUGCGGCCGAGGCAAAGGCUGCAGACGCCAACGGGGCCCUGCUCCUCCUCGGCUGCGUUUGUAAGGGCAGGCUGGGGACCGAGCGCUCCGGCUUCCUCAGCCACCAUGGAGCAGCUCGGGAAGCGGUCCGGGCCGGCGGCUCGGCUGGACGCCAUCCUCCGGCACCUCUCCCCGCGGCUGGGAGCAGCCCCUGCUCCCAUGAGCGUUCCUACUUCAGCCCAAGUUAGUGCUGUUCCUCAACCAGGGCGGUUUCGCUACACCCUGGACAACGACGUCCUCACCACAGAACAAAGGCAGUUCUAUGAAGACAAUGGGUAUCUGCUCAUUAAGAAGCUCGUUUCUGAUGAAGACAUUGAGCGCUUCAGGAAGGAGUUUGUGCGGAUCUGUAGAAGAGAGGUGAAUCCACCGGGAGCUAUGAUUAUGAAAGACGAGUCCCUGCGAUCCCAGUAUGGUCAGUCUGAAAAAGUAGUUAAUAAAGUGCAGGACUUCCAGGAAGACAAAGAGUUGUUCCGAUACUGUACACUACCAGAGGUCCUCAAAUAUGUCGAGUGCUUCACAGGGCCAAACAUCAUGGCAAUGCACACCAUGCUGAUAAAUAAACUUCCAGAUUCCGAUACGCAGACUUUUCUCCACCCCAUGCAUCAGGACUUGCACUAUUUCCCCUUCCGGCCUGCGGCCCGCAUCGUCUGCUCCUGGACCGCCAUGGAGAGAGCCGACCAGGACAACGGGUGCCUGGUCGUGCAGCCAGGGACACACAAGCAGCCCCUGAAACCUCACGGCUACCCAGAGUGGGAGGGUAAAACCAACAAACUCUUCCAUGGCCUGCUUGAUGAGGAUGAGAAGCUUCCCAAGGUUCACCUUGUCAUGGAGAAGGGGGACACGGUGUUCUUCCAUCCCCUGCUCAUUCAUGGCUCUGGGAUAAACAAGACAUCAGGGUUCCGAAAGAGCAUAAGCUGUCACUUCGCCAGCUCAGAGUGCUACUACAUUGACGUCAAGAACACGAGCCAAGAGCACCUGGAGAAAGAACUGGUAGAAAUGGUUCGCAAGAAAUACAACGCGACUUCUGUGGAACUCAGGGAUAUUUGGAACUUCCGCGCACGGCUUGUGCAAGGGGAAAGGAUUAACCUGUAGAACAACCUCUGAAGAACAGGGUGGAAAACACGUGCCUGAGAAUGUGCUUCUCUGACCGGGGAGUGCAGACCCUGCCUCGGCAGCCAGAAUCAUGUGUCUUUGUUGACCUCUGCAUUGGUAACUUACACAAAUGCUGCAUCCCAAAAUCAUUUUAUGCUGAUACGAAAUAAUUGCACUGAGGUUGAAUAGCUGAUGUACGUCAAAGAAAACCUAGCCUAGGAAAACCGAGAUUUGCUGUGGUUAUCUUAGACGAUUGAAGAAUUAAGGUCUUGAAAGAACACCUUGAUUUUCUUGAUGUUUUCCCUCUUGUUUUUUAAAAGUUUCUGACAUGACGUACCUUUGGAAUGAUGCUAUACUAACAUAAGAUUUUGUGCAAGAAUUUAUGCAAGGGUGUGUUUUUUAACAUUUCCAACUUCAAACUUUUCUAUGUAAAAGACAUGGAAUGAAUCGGAGUUUCAUGCAAGCCCUCAGUAUGAGCUCACAUGGGAAGUUAUUAGUGCAGCUGAUGAAGAUGAGGGUAUUGGUACCAGCAGAAUCAACAGUGUGAAGAACUGGAUGAGGUGGAAGCAGUAGCUGCUCACAUAGGAAAAGGGGAUUGAUGGGCUGGAACAUGAUCGCUAGUAGAAGUUCCUCAAACAUGACCUGCCGUGGCUUCCUAUCUUAUGAGCAGUGCUGGCACAAGGGAAAUACGUGGCUGACGGUGUUGGAAGCUACUGGGCCAGCAAACCAGCCUCCCGUUGGCCUUGCACGACCGAGCCAAGGCUGUGUGAUAUGAGGGAAGUCCUCCUUCGAGUUUGGUGGGCCUGGGAAAAGGUGCCAGGGCAGGGAGGUGGUUGGAUGCUCCCCAGGAUGCGCUGGUGACAGGGUGGAACGUCGUGCACUGAAAUGGCCCUCUUGCCUUUCGCAAUGUCUUUCCUUGCUUUCUGAAAGAUUCCUUUGUUUUCAGAAUCUAUUUUUUCGAAAUACAGAUUUAAUCAGAGCAAAAGUGCA